UAAUAAGGACUAUUUAAACACACCCUGUAUCUUGCAAAUCACUCCUCUUUAUGGAAUGAAGUUAAGCUUGUAAACCCGUCAUACUUUCUGCAGAUCUCACAGAUAGCAAGCUGCACCUUUUCCGAUAAUCACAUGUUCCCGCCCCUUCACUGGACUACAGUUUCGAUGUGGGUGAAACACAACUGUUGUGAAGAGAGUGAGCUGGCAGGCUAUAUGCACUGCAGACUGUCACUCGCUGUUAGGGAGGUAUAAUGGCACAGAAAGGAGCUCAGCUGUACCAGGACGCAAUUUGCUGUUCGAUUUGUCUGGAAGUACUAAAGGAACCUGCGACUACUCCCUGUGGACACAGUUUCUGCAUGAGCUGUAUUCAAGCUCACUGGGAUAAAGAGGAUGAGAAGGAAGUCUACAGCUGCCCUCAGUGUAGGAAGAGCUCCACACUGAGGCCUGUCCUGCUGAAAAACACCAUGUUAGCAGCUUUAGUGGAGGAGCUGAAGAAGACUGGACUUGAAGAAGCUCCUGCUGAUCACUGCUAUGCUGGACCUGAAGAUGUGGCCUGUGAUGUCUGCACUGGGAGAAAACUGAGAGCCAGUAAGUCCUGUCUCAUGUGUCUGAUCUCUUACUGUGAGCAACACCUCCAGCCUCAUUAUGAAUCUCCUGCCUUUGGAAAACACAAGCUGGUGGAGCCCUCCAAGAAGCUCCAGGAGAACAUCUGCUCUCGUCACGACGAGGUGAUGAAGAUGUUUUGCCGCACUGAUCAGCAGUGUAUCUGUUCUCUCUGCUCUGUGGAUGAACAUAAAGGCCACGAUACAGUGUCAGCUGCAGCAGAGAGGACUGAGAGGCAGAGAGAGCUGGAGGGGAGUCGACAAAACCUCCAGCAGAGGAUCCAGGACAUAGAGAAGGAUGUGAAGCUGCUUGAAGAGGAGGUAAAGGCCAUCAACUGCUCUGCUGAUAAAGCAGUGGAGGACAGUGAGAAGAUCUUCACUGAGCUGAUCCGCCUCAUGGAGAAAAGAAGCUCUUAUGUGAAGCAGCAGGUCAGAUCUCAGCAGGAAACUGAAGUGAGUCGAGUCAGAGAGUUUCAGGAGAAGCUGGAGCAGAAGAUCUCUGAGCUGAAGAAGAAAGACGCUGCACUGGAGGAUUUCUCUCACACAGAGGAUCACACGCAGUUUCUUCAGAGCUACCCCUCACUGCCACCUCUCAGUGAAUCUACAGACUCAUCCAGCAUCAACGUCCUUCCUCUGCGCUUCCUCGAAGAUGUGAAAGCAGCGUUGUCAAAAUUCAGAGAAAGACUUCUAAAUGUUCUGAGAGAGAAAUGGACAAACGUCUCUCUGACAGUGGGUGAUGUGGACAUAUUGCUGUCACAACCACAGCCCAAGACCAGAGCUGAUUUCUUAAGAUACUCACAUAAAAUCACUCUGGAUCAGAACACAGCACACACACGUCUGUUGUUAUCUGAGGGGAACCAGAAAGUAACUUUAACGCCAGAACAAAAUUAUCCUCGUCACACAGACAGGUUCAUUGAUUGGCAGGUCCUGAGUAGAGAGAGUCUACCUGGACGUUGUUACUGGGAGGUGGAGAAAGGUGUGGGAGGAGUUGCAGUGGCUGUAGCGUACAAAGAUGAUAACACUGUGAAAGGAAAAUUUGGAGAUAGUGACAAGUCAUGGGCAUUAGGUUUUUACAAAGGUCGUUAUGAUUUCAGACAUAACAAUAUCGCAACUCCAGUCCCAGGUCCUCAGGCCUCCAGGGUCGCGGUGUACCUGGAUCAAAGUGCAGGUAUUCUGUCCUUCUACAGCGUCUCAGAGGAAACCAUGAUGACCCUCCUGCACAGAGUCAAGACCCCCUUUGCUCAGCCUCUCUACGCAGGACUUCGUGUUAAUCCUGCCAUCGGAAACACUGCUGAGAUGUUGUGAGCUUAAGAAGUCAUUGAGAGGAAAAUGGAUAAUCCUCAGAUGCUGGAAAACAGUUUGGUAAAUGCAAAGAGGAAAGGAAGACAUUUUAAAAUCCUGAUCCUGCAGGUGUACAAAAGGCCAUCACAAGGAACUGGUUAAAAAGUGACCCCCUCCCUGGACUGGGUCAGAGGCUGGACAUUGCAGAAGAAAUACUAAUGAAAGACUGACCUACUGUCUAAGGACUAAAGCAGACAUCUGUUAACAACACUGGGAAUGUCUAAAAGUAUGUAUUUGUGUAAGUUAUGCAUUUGUCGAUUUAAAUUUGAGAGUUUAAAGACCGUUAUCAAGUUUUCAGAUACAGGAAACACUUUGGAAAUGUACUCGGGGCAUUCACUUUACUACUACUUAUAUUAUUUGAUUUGCAGUAAAGGUAGAAAUGUGUUGCUUCAGAUUUGGUGCGUUAGGUCGCUCUUCUACAUUGUUGUGGUUCUAUCUAUACAUGGGUAUGGGUUAGUGAGUAAUAUGGCUUCUCCUCUGCUCCGUCAGCUAUUAGCAGAUUUUAAAUCCCCCACCAGAGGUCCCUCUUUGCAUAUGUUUCCCACUGUCACAAAACUCAGGUGUGCUUUGGUGCCUUUUACUUUUCAUAAGGAGUAUUUUGUGUUUAGAUAUGGUUAGGGUUUUCAAAUGCUGAUUUAUUAUUUUUUAUCUUGGAAGGAAAUGCAAAUGAUGUACUUUUUAUCACACAUCAUCUUAUCUAACACUGAUUUAUCUCAUAAGAUGCAGUUUGUUUCAUUUUAGUCUCUAUUUUAACAUCAAUAUGACCUUUGCUGCAGGAUUUAAUGAAUGUAAUACUCACAUAAUAUGCUUUUGAUUAUGUUUCUCGUUAUCCUUGGUUUAAAUUGAGAUUGGUGAUUUCGUUUGCUGUGAAAGCUGGGAUGUUUCAUCACAUCCUGACCUAGUAAUCCGCCAUGGUAAAGUGUACGAUAUAAGUUGUGAAGGUGAUGAUUUAUUUCAUUAAAUUAUACAUUUGGAA
Messenger RNA from Eleginops maclovinus (Patagonian blennie), 2919 nucleotides. Its product is annotated as tripartite motif-containing protein 16-like. The record is from RefSeq and is a predicted model, not a curated record. NCBI's taxonomy places the organism in Eukaryota, Metazoa, Chordata, Actinopteri, Perciformes, Eleginopidae. The transcript has a single exon. Gene Ontology annotation, molecular function: zinc ion binding. Bases 252 to 1907 code for a protein of 551 amino acids.